UUGUUAAAGUGCGUUUUCGCAUACAUCUAGCACCGAACAACCUUGUUCUUUUCGACCCGUGCAUAGCCAAAUAAGCAACUUGUUUUUUCAAAGGCACAUAACUGCCAUCGUCGCGAAAAACGUAACAUGUUCACCGAAAUUUUCUUUUUAGUUUUCUUCACUUGUUGUGAAUCCUUCGCCGCUAAUCUGCCGCCCGAGAUUCAGAAGUGCAAAUUGGGUACUCCCGACUUCGAAGAAUGCAUGAAGAAAAGUAUAGACUUCGCGGGACACUUUUUCAAGAAUGGUAGCGCAGAAUUCGGAUUACCCAGGAUCGAUCCUUUUUUUGUGGACAAAAUGGAAAUUCAAGGGGAUCCGUCGAAAUCGGUGCGCUUGAAUCAGAAAUUCGAGAAUGUCGCGCUGACCGGUCUGCUGGAUUCAAAAAUCAAAUAUUUCAAAUAUAUUCCCGACGAGGGCAAAUGCGUGUGGGAAUUGGACGUAUUCACUCCGGCGACCCACAUGAUAGCCGAUUUCGAAAUGACAGGCCAAAUUCUCCUUUUUCCAAUCAACGGGCACGGCAAGUGCACCGUGGAUUUGUUUAACGUCACCAACGAGCAUCGGGCCCAGUGCGAGCACUAUUCGAAGAAAGGCAAGACAUUUCUGCGCCUAAAAAAUUACUCGAUGAAGAUGCACGUCGGUAACUGUCGUUUCGUUUUCCCGAACCUGAUGCCCGGAAACGAGCAGAUAUCCAAGGAAAUCCAAAAAGUGAUCGACGAAAAUUCGUUGGAAAUCUUUAACGACGUCAAGAGUGGCUUCGAGAAGCUACUGUCUUCGCUUCACGAGCGAGCGUCGAACGGCAUGUUCUCGAGGGUUCCCGAAGACGAAUUGUUCUUAAUGUAGAUUCAUGUAAAUAAAAUGUGUUGACGUUGGA
Messenger RNA from Cylas formicarius (sweet potato weevil), 907 nucleotides. RefSeq lists its product as uncharacterized. Lineage: Eukaryota; Metazoa; Arthropoda; Insecta; Coleoptera; Brentidae. The coding region runs from base 127 to 876 and encodes 249 amino acids. The transcript is spliced from 5 exons. The record is from RefSeq and is a predicted model, not a curated record.